Molecule: messenger RNA, 2832 nt
Organism: Labrus mixtus (cuckoo wrasse)
Lineage: Eukaryota; Metazoa; Chordata; Actinopteri; Labriformes; Labridae
Gene: sf3b2
Product: splicing factor 3b, subunit 2
Exons: 22
Coding region: 39-2675 (878 amino acids)
Biological process (GO): mRNA splicing, via spliceosome
Cellular component (GO): precatalytic spliceosome; nucleus; catalytic step 2 spliceosome
Source: RefSeq, a predicted model, not a curated record
GCGCUACUCGCUCGUUGUUUCAUUGAGAGAACCGCAACAUGGCAGUCGACGGACCACCGGGCACCGAUUCUCUGCCGUCCGAUUUAGGGAGCGCUAUCGCGGGGUUAAACACAUGGAGCCACCCGGAGCUCCAGGCCAAGCUGGCGGAGCUGGGAGCGCCGAACAUGGGUCCCAGAGAGGAGCUGAUUGACAGACUGAAGGGCUACAUGAUGCAGACUGGGAUCCUCCUCAGCAAACCUAAUGAUGACAAGCCUAUGGGCUCCCAGAUGCCCGGGAUGCCUCCCCUGCCCCCGAUGCCCAUGCCCCCGAUGCCUCCUGGUAUGGGGAUGCUGCAUUCCAUGAGCAUGAUACCCGGCGGGCCCCCUCCGCCCAACAUGCACAUGGGCAUGGAGCCGCCGGGCUUGCCCCCCCCUGGCCUGUCGCAGGACGACCAGCUGAAGAUGGUGCAGCAGAGGGCGGCCAUGGUGUUGCAGCAGGAGGAGAGAGCCAAGCAGCAGGGUGAAUCCCGUGUCAUGGAUGAACAGGAUCUUCUGGAGCAGCAGAAGAGGGCUGCAGUGAUGCUGGAGCAGGAGCGUCGGCAGGAGAUGGUGAAGAUGCAGCCGGGUCCGGGGGCCCGCUCCAUGCCCACUGUCAGCAUCAUGAGAGGUUUGGAUCCUCGUGGACCGCUGCCUCCUGGCGUCAGCAUGAUGCCCGUCCAGAAACAGAGAGUUCCUCCUCCUCCGGGAGAAGACAACCGAGAGGCGUGGCAGAGCGACGAGGUGAGCAUCAGCGGGCCAAAGAUCCCCCAGGCUCUGGAGAAGAUCCUGCAGCUGAAGGAGAUCAGACAGGAGCAGCUCACAGACCCCACAGGAGAGGAGGAAGAUGACGAGGGAGCAGAGAUGGACUUGAACAACUCGUCCGCAGCCGGCAUGUCGGAGACGGAAGAGGACGACGGACAGAUAUCCAAGAAGGAUAAAAACCGCCGGCGCCGAAACCGCAAGAAGAAGAGCAAACAGAAGCGGGCGCAAGAGAAGAAGGAGCAGGCGGAGCAGAAGAAGGAGGAAGGAGACGACAAAGAGAAGGAGAAGGAGAAGGAAAAAGAGAAGGAGUCCGAGGUGGAGAUCGAGUACAUCACGGAGGACCCGGAGAUCUACGACCCCAACUACAUCUUCUUCAAGAGGAUCUUUGAGGCGUUCAAGCUGACUGACGACGUGAAGAAAGAGAAGGAGAAGGAGCCCGAGAAGGCGGAGAAGCAGGAGACGGCCGUGCUGCGGAAAAAAGGAUUUGAGGACGAGAGGAAGGACAGCGACGACAGCGAUGAUGAAAUCCGUCCAGACGUUCCUAAACUCUCCAAGAAGAAGCUGAGGAGGAUGAACAGGCUGACUGUGGCCGAACUCAAACAGCUGGUGACUCGUCCAGACGUGGUGGAGAUGCACGAUGUGACGGCCCAGGAGCCCAAGCUGCUGGUCCACCUGAAGGCCACCAGGAACACGGUGCCGGUCCCCCGUCACUGGUGCUUCAAAAGGAAAUACCUGCAGGGCAAGAGAGGCAUAGAGAAGCCUCCGUUCGAGCUGCCCGAGUUCAUCAAGAAGACGGGGAUCCAGGAGAUGAGGGAGGCGCUGCAGGAGAAGGAGGACGCCAAAACCAUGAAAACCAAAAUGAGGGAGAAGGUUCGGCCAAAGAUGGGAAAGAUCGACAUCGACUAUCAGAAGCUCCACGACGCCUUCUUCAAGUGGCAGAUCAAACCCAAACUCACCAUCCACGGAGACCUCUACUACGAGGGCAAGGAGUUUGAAACUCGCCUGAAGGAGAAGAAGCCGGGCGAUCUGUCUGAUGAGCUGCGUAUCGCUCUGGGCAUGCCAGUCGGACCUAACGCCCACAAAGUCCCCCCUCCUUGGUUGAUCGCCAUGCAGAGGUACGGCCCCCCUCCCUCAUACCCCAAUCUGAAGAUCCCCGGACUCAACUCCCCCAUCCCAGAGAACUGCACGUUCGGUUACCACGCUGGAGGCUGGGGGAAACCGCCAGUGGACGAAAUGGGCAAACCUCUUUACGGCGAUGUGUUCGGGACCAAUGCUGCAGACUUCCAGGCCAAAGCGGAGGAGGAGGAGGUGGAUCACACGCCGUGGGGAGAGCUGGAGCCUUCAGACGAGGAGUCGUCAGAGGAAGAGGAGGAUGAGGAGAGCGACGAGGAGAAACCAGACGAGACGGGAUUCUUCACGCCAGCGGACAGCGGGCUGAUCACUCCCGGAGGGUUCUCGUCGGUACCCGCAGGCAUGGAGACGCCUGAGCUGAUCGAGCUGAGGAAGAAGAAGAUCGAGGAGGCCAUGGACGGAAAUGAGACGCCUCAGCUGUUCACCGUGCUCCCAGAGAGAAGAACUGGCCCUGUCGGAGCCGCCAUGAUGGCCUCCACACACAUCUACGACGUGUCAGGGGCCAUGGCAGCUCGAAAGGCGGCCGGAGGGCAGGAGUCUCAGGGCGUGGAGGUGGCCCUGGCCCCCGAGGAGCUGGAGCUGGACCCCAUGGCCAUGACGCAGAAGUACGAGGAGCACGUGAGAGAGCAGCAGGCCCAGGUGGAGAAAGAGGACUUCAGCGACAUGGUGGCGGAGCACGCUGCCAAACAGAAGCAAAAGAAGAGGAAAGCCCAGCCACAGGACACGAGAGGGGGCGCCAAGAAAUACAAAGAGUUCAAGUUUUAGAGGAGAAAUCGCCGAGACGGAACUCUGCGAGAGGAUGAGCCACGACCGGAAACGAGAGAGAGAGAAAGAGCCAGUUUUUUACUCCACAGGAUGCAGACUGCAAAGCCAAUCAGCUGUUAAGACCAGUAACCGUAAACCCGUUUGUUUUGUUUUCCUU